GUCACGGGCGAGCGAACCGAAAAGAUCCACCUCUCUACUCCGCUCCGCCCCACCGCGCGCUCCCCGCCACUCCCUCCUGACACCUCUCGCGCCGGCCUGGGCCUGGAGCCUCCGUCUCCGGCCACGAUGCCCGCCGCCGCGUGUCCCGCGUCCGCCUGCAUCCUCCUCACGCUCCCUUCCCCUCCUCGCCGCCCACCGCUCGCCUCCGCACGUACGCCCGCCCCCACCCGCCGCGGCGGCCUCUCCAUCCGCCUCGCGGCCGCGCGCCGCGAGGCGCCGCCGCCCUCCCCCGCCGACGCGGUCGAUUGCGUCGGCACGGGCGCGGACGUCGAGUGCUUCGUCGACCCUGGCGCCGAGGCGCCCCUCCUUCCACGCUCCCCAGUCGCGGAGGAGCGGGAGGGGAAGGGGGGAGAGGAGGAGGUCUCUCCCGCGGCGUUCGCGGGCGGGGAGCUCUGGGAGUGGGCGUCCCUGGUGUCGCCCUUCUUCUUCUGGGGCACGGCCAUGGUGGCCAUGAAGGGGGUCAUCCCCCGCACGGGUCCCUUCUUCGUCGCCGCGCUGCGGCUGCUCCCCGCGGGCGCGCUCCUCGUCGCCUUUGCCGCCGCGCGCGGAAGGAAGCAGCCCUCCGGGUGGGCUGCCUGGCUCGCCGUCGCCGCCUUCGGGUUCGUCGACGCCGCCUGCUUCCAGGGGUUUCUAGCGGAGGGCUUGCAGAAGACAUCGGCCGGGCUCGGGAGCGUCAUCAUUGACUCGCAGCCAUUGACGGUUGCUAUCCUCGCAUCACUGCUCUUUGGAGAGUCUAUCGGCGCAAUAGGAGUUGGAGGGCUCGUGCUGGGUGUUGUUGGGCUUUUGCUUCUCGAGGUUCCAACACUCUCAGUUGAAGGAAAUGACACGACAAUCUGGGGAAGUGGGGAAUGGUGGAUGUUACUCUCAGCUCAAAGCAUGGCAGUUGGAACUAUUAUGGUCCGCUGGGUGUCGAAGUAUUCAGAUCCAAUCAUGGCAACAGGAUGGCACAUGAUAAUAGGUGGGCUUCCAUUGCUGGUUAUAUCUGUUCUUAACCAUGAUCCUGCUCUGAAUGGACAUUUUCAAGAUCUUACAUGGAGCGAUAUUUUAGCACUUGGCUAUACAUCUAUAUUUGGCAGUGCGGUCAGCUAUGGUGUGUACUUCUACAAUGCUACUAGAGGUAGCUUGACCACACUUAGUUCUCUUACUUUCUUAACUCCCAUGUUUGCAUGCAUUUUUGGGUACCUCUACCUGGGGGAGUCCUUCUCACCUGUACAGAUUGGUGGUGCACUUCUCACACUGGUUGCCAUCUACAUGGUUAACUACAAAAGCAUUGUAGGUGAGAAGUAAGAGGCUAUCACAUAUCUGUGCGAUGUCUAUCACACGCGGGCGCUGCACGCAGCACCUGUAACUACUCAUUGGAACCAGACAGGAAUCUGAAGAUGAAGGGCUUGUGAGUAGCGAAGGCCCGUACAAUUUAUACAGAUUGGAGAGAUGCCCACUCCUCCAGGUUGAGACUGAAAUGGUGAUACAAAUUGGACCAAACAAGUUGUGUCAGCUCCUUCAACAUGAUUAGAUUGGGAAGCUAGGUUAUCGCACGCUGCUGAAUUUCACAUGGCAAAGCAAUCAUCUUUUUCUCUGUCUGCACAUUGCACGCUUAUGUGGAGAUGAAAAGUAAAAAAAUGAUCGUAUGCCAUCGUCAGAUGAUUCACCCUGUAGGUACUGUACGUUAUCAGCUAGGGGGGGGGGGGUGGGGGGUGGAAUUGCCCCGUUGUACACAUAGUUGAAAGCACGAAAAUAGUUGAUGGAAGGAAGGAAGGCACUUGUAUAUCAGUAUAUGUUUAGUUGUGAUCUGUUGUCUAUCAGCAUAGUUGAGGAGCUUUCUUUCCCUGGUGGAUACGAAGCUAAUCUUUUGAGCGAAAGAAACUGUAAAAGCUAUCUUA
Messenger RNA from Phragmites australis (common reed), 1940 nucleotides. RefSeq names its product WAT1-related protein At3g02690, chloroplastic-like. The coding region runs from base 127 to 1347 and encodes 406 amino acids. NCBI's taxonomy places the organism in Eukaryota, Viridiplantae, Streptophyta, Magnoliopsida, Poales, Poaceae. The record is from RefSeq and is a predicted model, not a curated record. Gene Ontology annotation, cellular component: membrane; chloroplast. The transcript is spliced from 7 exons.